Messenger RNA from Manihot esculenta (cassava), 2239 nucleotides. RefSeq lists its product as uncharacterized. The transcript is spliced from 8 exons. Gene Ontology annotation, cellular component: Ino80 complex. Bases 474 to 2120 code for a protein of 548 amino acids. The record is from RefSeq and is a predicted model, not a curated record. Gene Ontology annotation, biological process: chromatin remodeling. Lineage: Eukaryota; Viridiplantae; Streptophyta; Magnoliopsida; Malpighiales; Euphorbiaceae.
CGUGGAGUGCUGGGCUACGCGCUCGCUUCCCUGCGUUAACGAACGGAGCUGUGAGCAAGACCAAAGGUUUGGACUUUGGAGGAUAUUGACCCAAACGUCAGAAGCUGCAUCCUCCUACAGCGAGAGGAGAUAGAGUGCGAAGGUGGUGACCCAACAAGAGCACGGGCGACUGGUGGGUUUUAGAUGUAGAAAGAAAGAAAGAAAGAUGAUGAUGAUGAUGAAUCUUGCAGCAAGUCCUUCGCACCAGUCCUCUUCUCCACCUCUCAUCAUUUCAUCCAAGACCCACCACCUCCUCCUUUAUCUGUCCAAUCACGCUUCCCCACCUGGCUAAUUUUCUUACCAGCACCCGUUAACCCAAAACCCUAUUACCUUGCCGACAGUGUUUGUUUUCUUCUUGGGUGUUUCUAUAGGGUGAUUUAGGGAUUUCAGGAUUUUCGUAACCACCCAGAAAGUCAUCUGCUUCAACCUCCUUUAUGACUAUGGAAGGUUUUGGGUUUAGUGAUGCAAGCAGUGCUGUAAGGAAGAGGAGGAGUACUACAUCUCGUCGUCCUCGAAAUGACUCACAGCUGCCAUCUGAUUACCAUGAUAUUUCAUCCUUAUCGUCCACACCACCUUCAGACAGUAAUACAGUGAAGCCUGAAGAUGGAGGAUUUGGAGAAUCUGAUGAGGCUUCCAAUAAUGGGUCUUUUCGAGGAAGUAAUGAGCAGAGGCUCAGUGGAGUUGAUUCCAGAAGAUGCAGUGAAGGUGUUCUUGCCCCAGCUAACUGGAAAAGCACAAGCAGCUUGGGGCAGUCUAGAGUUGUUUCAGAUGGAGUGGGAAAUGACAAUAAAGUGAAAAAGGUCAAGCUUAAGGUUGGUGGCGUCACGCGUACUAUUAAUGCCAAGUCUGCAUCUGAUGGUGCAUCUGCUGUUGGGUCUUCUUCUACCAGGUCUUCCCGCUUCCCAGAUCCCCAACAGAAGUUGAUUGAGGACAAUUUGGAGGAUGAUCAUUCAUUGGCUUCAGAAAAGGGGAGUGGUUUGCGAGGAGUCCCUUGGAAGGAUUUCUCUAGAAGUGGUUUAACUGUUGGGAAGGCAGAUGGUUUGAGGGGGAGAAUGCCUGAAGAAAAUAUCUCUUCAAAACAAACAGACAAGUAUGAGCCAGUUCGUAAGAGCAAACGGGUCCCUAAGAAACGCUUAUUAGAUGGAGUGCUUGAUGAUGGAUAUGAGGAUGAUGAUGAGAUCCGAUACCUUGAAAAAGUAAAAACAUCCAAGAUUACUGCUGAUUAUGGUGCAGAAUAUGAAGAUGAGCAGGAAGAAAGAAGUAGGAAACAACGGAAAAUAUCGAAGGUAUUGAAAAGAAAUGUUGAUGGUCUCUAUGAUGCAGAUGUUGGAGAUAAUAGCUCAUCAAGAUUUGGCAAGGAGGUUAAGAAGAGUAAAACAGGGAGAGCAUUUGAUGAUACUGACUAUGUGGAAGAGGAAGAACCAGGGUCUGAUGGUGAGCCUACAACGAAGAGGAAAAAGCCAAGAAAAGAAUUAGUUGAUUUAAUGGAAGAUUCUAAGAAAGAAAUGACAGUUACCACGCGUCAACGUGCACUUCAAACUGGCAAAGAUGGUUCUUCCAGUUAUGGUGCUAGUUUAAUCGAGUUCCCAAAUGGGUUGCCUCCAGCUCCUCCUAAAAAGCAAAAAGAGAAACUUACUGAAGUGGAGCAGCAAUUGAAGAGAGCUGAGGCUCUUCAAAGACGGAGGAUGCAAGUGGAAAGGGCGGCUAGGGAAUCAGAGGCUGAAGCAAUCAGAAAAAUACUGGGCCAAGAUUCCAGUAGGAAGAAGCGAGAAGAUAAAAUGAAGAAACGGCAAGAAGAAUUAGCACAGGAGAAGGCUGCAAAUGCUAUGAUUCUUACAUCAGACCAUGUUAGAUGGGUGAUUGGUCCUUCAGGAACAGUUGUAACAUUCCCCAAUGAGAUGGGCUUGCCAAGUAUAUUUGACCCUAAGCCUUGCAGGUACCCUCCUCCCCGAGAGAAAUGUGCAGGUCCAUCCUGUACGAAUCCAUACAAGUACAGGGAUUCGAAGUCGAAGCUUCCGCUGUGUAGCCUCCAGUGCUACAAGGCAAUACAUGAAAAGAUGAGGAGUGUUUCUGCCUGUUAAGAUAAUGGAGUUCAAACUGCUUUUAUUACCUUAGUAGAUGUAGGCAAUCUUGUACCACUUGUUUUUUGUAUGUAUUCUAUUUCUAUAAUAAGAUUGUGCCUUUGGUUGGGAAUGUGAAA